UGAUCAGGUGACUCUCAAAAUGGUCGUGUCUAUUGACACAAUUAAUUUUGAAAAUUAAUUCAAAUUUUUAAUUGGUUAUUUGAUUUACUUAAACCGAGAUUUUUGAUGGUCGUGUCUCAUUUACCAAAACUUAUAGACUAUUCCAACAAACCUUUUGGUAGAAAAAACUUGAAGAGUUUGAUAUUUAAUAACAAUUGACUCCAAGUUUGAUCAUAUUCUAUACAUACAAUCAUUCAAUUACAGGUAUAAUAUCAUGUCAUCUGUUGCCAAGACUGUAUCCACCAAGUUAGAUUGGACCAAAGUCAUUUCGUCUUUAGGAUUGACUGGAUCAACUGCUGCUUCAUUAACUGCAUUCAAGAAAAGAAAUGAUGAAGCUAAAAAGGAAUAUCUUACUUUAACUUCUCAAUCAACUGAAGUUAAUUUCAAUCAUUAUAAAUCUAUUUUAAAGAAUAGUAAAGUUGUGGAAGAAAUUGAAAAAUCCGUCACUUCAUUCAGACCAGUUGUUUAUGAUGUUUCCAAGAACUUAAAGAAUAUUGAAAUUUUUGAAGAAAAAGCCAUUGAAAAUGCUAAAUUAACUGAAAAAUCAGUAUUAGAAGAAAUCAAACAAUUACAAUUAACCUUAAAGGAUAUUGAAGGUGCUAGACCAUUUGAUCAAUUAACUGUUGAUGAUGUUGCUAAAGCCAGACCAGAUUUAGAUGAAAAGGUUACUUAUAUGGUUAAGAACGGUAAAUGGGAAGUUCCAACUUAUAAAGAAAAAUUCGGUGAUUUAACUGUUAUGUAAGAGUUAUCAUUUUGAAUUCAUCCUACAUUUAAUCAUUUAUUACAUUUAAAAUUAUUUUCUUUCUUCGUCAUGAUCUCAUUAA
This is a messenger RNA of Scheffersomyces coipomensis, 863 nucleotides long. RefSeq names its product F1F0 ATP synthase subunit d (gene ATP7). The record is from RefSeq and is a predicted model, not a curated record. Bases 254 to 781 code for a protein of 175 amino acids. Gene Ontology annotation, molecular function: proton-transporting ATP synthase activity, rotational mechanism. The transcript has a single exon. Lineage: Eukaryota; Fungi; Ascomycota; Pichiomycetes; Serinales; Debaryomycetaceae. Gene Ontology annotation, biological process: proton motive force-driven ATP synthesis.